Messenger RNA from Drosophila innubila, 4691 nucleotides. RefSeq lists its product as uncharacterized. The transcript is spliced from 6 exons. NCBI's taxonomy places the organism in Eukaryota, Metazoa, Arthropoda, Insecta, Diptera, Drosophilidae. Gene Ontology annotation, biological process: retrograde transport, endosome to Golgi; phospholipid translocation. The record is from RefSeq and is a predicted model, not a curated record. Gene Ontology annotation, cellular component: endosome; trans-Golgi network.
UAGCAGCUAUGUUAACUCCUAGGUGUUGUUGUUUUGACGUCGAGCCAACGAGAAGCACGUCGCGGGUGAAAUUAGAAGAAAAUAAAAGAUAUUGAGCAAACCACUGACGUUGCGUGUGUUUCGGUUGCGAAAAAAAAUGCGCAAGAGUCGGGUACAAACAAUAUGCCAUCGAUACUGAAGCAAUGCUUUGCCAAAAAACUAAUUAAGUAAACAAUUUAGUUUUCCCGGACGCGAAAUGGAAAUCUAAUCAAAGAGUCUAACAAGAGAAGUAGGAGAAAACGAGAAAAGUCAGACAACAAAUUAAAUCGACAACAAAUAGUGUGAAAUGGAAACGGUGUGCUUCUUCUUCAGCUCGUGUUGUAGGUGUAGUGUAGGAUAUUGCUUGAAAAGUGUGCACAGGAAAAUUGCUGACAGAUCGUAAAAGGCGCGCGUCGUGGCAAUUAUUGGAAAAUUCAAUACAAAACGGCGCGACAAUAACAAAAAAAAAGAAGAAAUAUUUGCAAAGAGAGAAAAGAAAGAAAGCAAACGCAAAGCAGCUGUCUUUCGAUGUGUGCAUGUGUGCGUGUGUCUAUGUACGAGUGAGUAAGGCAGAAGACAACAACAAAGAGAAAAUCAAACCAAAUUACACAGCAACAAUAACAACAACAACAAGAGCAGUGUCUACAACAACGGUAAUAAACAGCAACAAAAACAACAACUACCUACAACCGCUGACUUCCUCUUUGGGCAUUUGCAAACGCAUUUACACACACUUACCUGAGUGACAAUUACAGCUACAAUUACAAAUACAACGCAGCAUCAUCAAAUACAAGCAGCUGACAGUAUUUCUCUCUCGCUCUCACGCGCUCACUUGUCUGCUUUGGUCUGCUCUGCUGCUUGGGCAAUUAAUGAACGCCUACGCUGACGUCGCCGUCGCUGUCGCAGUAUAAUAAUGCGAAACAUCCAAAAACUAAUAACAACAAAAGAAAUUCGAACAAUAAAAAGUACAGAAACAACAACUUCCAGCUUUCUUCUCAACUAGUCAGACACCCGCAGUCCCCUUUUGCAUUAAAGGAAACGCGACCUCGACAACAACAACAAAGAAAGAAACAAAUAAAUAAAUAAACAUAUCCGUCAAAUUAAGUACAGUUUAUAAGGCAACGAAAACACUAACAUGGAUUGGAUCAUCAGCGAUGAAUUGGGACUAACUGUCGGCCAUGUUGUGGGCUGGGCGGCUGCCUCGGCCAUGGUCAUUGGCGGUGUUAUACCCUAUGUGCCGCAAUAUGUCGAAAUUAAGAAGACACAGGACGCCGAAGGAUUUUCCCUGUACGUCUGCCUUGCACUGUUGGUUGCGAACUCACUGAGGAUACUCUUUUGGUUUUCCAGCCGCUAUGAGCUUCCAUUACUGGUGCAAAGCGUUGUCAUGAACGUCACCAUGUUCCUAAUGAUCCAUCUCUGUGUGAAGGUGAAGCGCAUGAAUGCGAAUACGCGAGAGCACACGCUGAGGGGUGACGACGUGCAGUUGCCAAAAGUGUUGACGGACACGGAUAUCGCCGCCUCGGUUUCCACGGAUGCAGGCGUUUUGAAACGUGCUCGUUCCAGGCAUUAUUUGAAUGAUCUGGAUUUCAAGUACUUUUGGAACUGGACAGACUUUCAAUCGUAUCUGGACAUGAUGCUCGUGGUUUGGGCCGUUGGCGCUGCCAUCACAUAUCUCAUGCUACCCGUUCACUGGUUUAUGGAAUCCAUGGGCUUUGUGGCCGUCUUUACAGAGGCCAUGCUGGGUGCACCGCAGUUUCUGCGCAACUUUAAGAAUAAAUCAACAUAUGGUAUGAGCAUACACAUGGUGAUAAUGUGGACGCUCGGUGAUAUGUUCAAGACUGGUUACUUUAUUGCAAGAAAUGCACCAUCGCAGUUCUGGAUUUGUGGCACGCUGCAGGUCAGCCUGGAUAUAGCCAUAUUGCUGCAGGUGUGGAUCUAUCGCAACAAUACGAAACCGCGUGAUUUGAGACGUGGCGAUUAGCAGUUUGCCCCCGAAGAACAACAACAACAACAACAACAAAAUCAACAAGAACAACAACACGAACUUGAACACGAUCUGCACACUUCGCAUUCUGAGGAGCGACAAUUAUCGCAACCGAUCACAUUGAGCAGCAGCGGCGAUGAUCACCUGUUAACAGCUCGUGCCGACAAUGAACACUUUAAGGUGCUGGAUUUUGGUCAGUGUCAUGACAAUCGCGCCUUUCAGUACCAUCAUCACAACAACAACAACAACAAGCUGCUGCCACGUCCCGGGGGAAGUGGCAAAAGUCAGAGCCAACUGGAUAGCAAUCCGACGGCUGCAGUGGCCAUUGCUCUGGAUGCUUUAGAGGUGGUCAUUGUACAUAAGCCCAAUAAUCCAAUGCUUUCCAAUGGCACAAAAGGUCCACGUGCGUCACGCAUUUGUUGCUGCCAUCGACGCAAGCGUCACAAUGCCACACAGACAUCUGUGGAGCGUUGCUGUUGCAUGAGCAGCUGUCAUUGUGACCAUGUGACGACAACGCAUCAUCAUCAUUGUCAUCAUCAUUGCCAUCACCAUCACUAUGAGACAAAGCGUCGUCAUCAUCAUCAAGAGUCACAUUCUAAGCACGGUCCGCUUCCAGUUCACCACAAAAACAAAAAGCAUCAGCACCACAAUAAACCACUGCAACCCAGCAAGUCUUCCGUGGACACAAACACAAGCGAGGAGCAUCGUCCGCAACUGCAUUCAGCUGCGAUUGCCAUUGAGAUUGAUGCGGCAACUGUUACGGAGAACAACAGCAGCACAGCGACUUCUAAUUUUCCAUAUAAGGUGGCAAGCGAGGGUGGCGGUGCGCCCAUGAAUCUAAUACCGCUGUGUGAGCUGCAUCGUCAGCGUCGACGUGGUUCCCUUAACUCCAAUACCACCAUCGAAACGGAUGAGUUGUCACGCGACGACGACGACGACGAGGAUGAUGAUAAUAAUGAUGUGCGUUUGUGCAUACAGCCGGAGGAUGAGGAGCAGCUAACACCCGCUAUUGGCAGCAGCUCCAGCAGCACAGCACGCGCAUUUGCUGGCGCCGCUCCAGCUCGCAAUGAGUGCGUCCGGAUUAAGCGUAAACGUUUUGUGCCCAACGCUAUGCUGGAUUAUUGCAGCAGCUGCUCACGUUGCUCCAGUUGUAGCUGUGAUCAGGCGCGCACCAGCUCCUGCAGCAGUUUGGACGAGGAUCGGGCACAUGCGCUGACCGUUUCCGCCGACUGUCAUCGCUGCUUGACGAAUGAACAGAGCAGUUUGAAAAGCUUUUGCUCCUGCCACACAAACGCCUGUUGUUGUGGUCGCUGCAGCAACGACGAUGGGGAUGCAGAUGAGGAGGAGUAUGCUGGCGAUGAGGAUGAUGAUGAUGAUGAUGACGAGACCACUGGACAGCGUGAAUCCUUCUGCACGGCAGCGGAUCAUACAAUUGUGAGCACGCCAACGCAGGAGGAGAUGCACAGCAGCACUUUGACACCACUAAGCACACAGGAGCACACGAUGCGCAGUGAAAUAGCCGAUGAUCAUGAUGGCGAUGGCAUCACCGAUGCGGAUGCCUCAUCGCUUAGUCAAUCCGCCGAGUACUUUUCGUUGUCAUCCACAGUAGGUGGUGCAGCAACCACUGCCAAAGAGGAGCAACCACACUGCAGCAGCAGCAGUAGCAGCAAUCACAACAAGCAUUGGAGCAAACAUAUACGUCUCAAACGUAGCUCUUCGCCGCUGGACUCGCAUUUAUGACGAAGUGCUUCGCUGGUCGCCUGGCCAGCAAUCGAUGUUAACGCAUUGUUGCAGCAAACCAUCCGCAAAUCGGCGGUGCUGCAGGAUACACCUGUCAAGCGUCGCAUGCCACUCACACCCAUAUUGCCACGUCCACCGGCUGCGCCAACAGGUAGCAAUGAUAGCUCCACCGCCACACUCACCCUGACGCCCAGCGUCAUCACUGUGGCCAAGCAACCGCAACUGACAUUGACCACUGUUACCAGUCACAACGGUGUUACCAAUACAACAAAAUUCUCACCGGUUUUAGGUGAUCCGCUCCAACGUCGCUCCACAGAGAUUAUACUGUAAACUGGCCUCACAACUUUACCUCUGGUUGGCUGUGUGUUGUUAUUAUUAAAAUACAUUGAAAACCCUUGCAAUUUCAUCUGCGCGAAUUAUUUUCGACUUCAACGAGAAAUUAAAGCUGAUCAUUAUGUUGUUAUUCGGGGGUUCCCCUCAAAUCCCUAUGUAAAUUAUAUUAUUUGUCAACUUUUUUUUAGUAAAUUAGCUAUAAUUAUAUUUCGAUAUAUGUACAUGUAUUUUGUGUAAUAUUAAUUUUAGUUCGACAACGUGAAUUUAAUGCUUCCGUUACGAUUUUCCUCUCGAGCAAUUUGCCAAAUGUUUAUCUGAUCACUGAGACAUAUCCAAUAAAUCUUAUUAUAUUGUAUUCUGUUUGGCAAAUGCUUGGAGUUCUUUCAAUCGAUAGCAACGACCUUGUUUCAAUAAUUUCGUACAAUUUCUUAGUCAAUUCCUCUUAGCCAAGUAAGUUGAAAGCAUGCAUAAUUAUUGUAUAAACAAAAAACAAAGUUAAUCUCGAUAUUAAACAAAAUGAUAAGAAUAUAUUGUAAAUUUAUGAUUUUAUAGCGGAAUUUAUUAGCUAAGGUCUAAAAUAUGUGCAAACUAAAAUAAAAUCAAACGACAAACAAGA